UGACCGUAGGCUACGUCGCCUGCCCCGCCGUGCCACUGGGGGUCUCUGAGAGGGUUGCGUGGCCUAUAUGCCACUCACAGGGGUACCCCAGUCACUUUGUAGGGGGAUUACUCCUCUGUUGGUCCUGAUGGCCGCUACACAACGACCUUUCUCAGGCCUUGAUCCUGAAGGUGCCCCCCCCAUGCCCAUCCCAUGACUUCUGUAGUGCUCAGCUAUCUUUUGUAUGUAAUGUCAGACAGUCUGUUCCUCCAGGAGCAUUCGGUGCCCCUUAACAGUGGGGUCUUCUUGUUUCAUUCCAUCACCAGUAAAGAUGCCCAACUAGAUGCCAGGUUGGCCAAUCCCCCAGCAGCGGCAACUGGGUAAACCAGUUGUUCCCUCCACUAUUGUGUGAGGGUCUCUCUUCCAUCUUGAAAGGUUGAGGUGGCUUCAACCAGAGUAGUCAUGGUAACAAGAACAGGCCAUGUCCCCUAAACAGCCAUAUUGGCACUAACUGUCCUCUUCUUGACAGUCGGUUGCCUCUUGCACAUUGGCGCCCAACCUUAUUGUUUCACUGGCUGUGAUGAAGAAUCGCUUGACCUUCUUGACCACAGAUGGUCCAUGAUAAUCCUCUCGGCAUCGGCCAUAGCUGUAGACCCAUCCGGGGGUCCAUUGGUUACCAUAUCCCACAGACUUUGAGAGUAACACCAGGCUUGUCAAGAGUCUGAGAGCAAAACUACCAACAUGCCAUUCACCAGCAACAACCCACAGAUGCCUCUGUCCGAUAUGAAGAAGCCCAUCGACGACCCUCCUGUAAAGAUCCCAUUGGAUGAUCUUCCCAUUGACGCCCCCUACAUGUUAUCCAUGAACUUGGCUCCACAUGAAGACGUCCAUGAAGAAAUCGAUCCUUGGGCUCUACCAGAACUUCAACCUUCCGGUCCGUCCUGGAGAGAGUUGAACACCAAGCAACGGGUGAAGCGGGUCGUGUUUGGGGUGGUGAAGGCCUGCCUCCUCAUCGGGUUCCUCUACCUGUUCAUCUGCUCCUUGGAUGUCCUGAGCUCUGCGUUCCAGCUGGUCGGAAGUAAACUCACCGGAGACAUCUUCAGUGACAAUGAUGUUCUUGCCAAUCCCAUCGCCGGCUUGGUGAUCGGUGUUCUGCUGACCAUCCUGGUGCAGAGCUCAAGUACCUCGUCUUCCAUCAUCGUCAGCAUGGUGUCCUCUGGAAUUCUGAAUGUCAGAGCUUCCAUUCCCAUUAUCAUGGGGGUCAACGUGGGAACAUCAGUGACCAGCACCUUGGUGUCCUUGGCCCAAUCCGGGGACCGUAAUGAGUUUAGAAGGGCGUUCGGUGGUUCUGCGGUACAUGGAAUGUUCAACUGGUUGACGGUCAUCAUUCUGCUGCCCAUCGAGCUCGGGUCAGGAUAUCUCUUCCAUGUCUCCAACGCCAUUAUCAAGAGUUUUAACAUCCAUGCAGGAGGAGAUGCCCCCGAUAUCCUUAAAGUCAUCACCAGACCCUUUACCGAUCUCAUCAUCAAGUUAGACAGCUCAGUCAUUGCUGGAAACGCCAUUGGAGAUCCAGAAUAUGCAAAUACGAGCCUCAUCAAGAGAUGGUGCGUCACCAACAAGAUAAACGUGACAGAGUACAUCCCGGCCACAAAUCUGACUAACUGCAGCGUCGUCACCUGUUUUACCAACGCGAGCGGAACCUUCAUAGAAAAUACAUUCAUCAUUAAAGAGAACGUGGAGAGAUGCGUCCAUAUUUUUGCCCAUGCCCAGCUCUCGGACAUAGCGGCGGGCCUGAUCCUCCUGACCGCCUCGCUGCUGGUCCUCUGCACGUGUCUCAUCCUCAUCGUCAAACUUCUCAACUCUGUCCUGAAGGGCCAGAUCGCUCAAGUCAUCAAGAAGAUCAUAAACGCAGACUUUCCGUUCCCGUUCAGCUGGCUCAGCGGAUAUUUGGCGAUCUUUGUUGGCGCUGUCAUGACCUUUGUGGUCCAGAGCAGUUCGGUCUUUACCUCAGCCAUUGUGCCCUUAAUGGGUGUUGGCGUCAUAACCAUGAACAGGGCGUACCCCUUAUUCCUGGGAUCUAAUAUUGGGACCACCACAACAGCAGUGUUAGCGGCCUUGGCCAGCCCAGCAGAGUCCCUGAGUGAAUCAGUGCAGGUGGCAUUCAUCCACUUGUUCUUCAACCUCUCCGGCAUUGUGCUCUGGUACGUCGUUCCUUACUUCCGUCUUCCGAUCCACGUGGCCAAGAAGUUUGGAGACAUCACCGCCAAGUACCGCUGGUUUGCCGUCCUGUACCUGCUGGUCAGCUUCAUCUUCCUACCCUUGGGCGUGUUCGGUCUGUCCAUGGCGGGAUGGAUCGUCCUAGCAGCCGUAGGGGGUCCCCUCCUCUUGUUGUUCAUCGCCGUCAUCAUCAUCAACCUACUUCAGAAGAGGUUUCCCAAGAUCCUCCCUCCGUUCCUGAAGGACUGGGACUUCCUUCCCAUCUGGUUGCACUCCUUGGCCCCCUGGGACCGGCUCCUCUAUAAGAUGUGCGGCUGCUGUUGUAAAAAAUGUUCCCAUGACGACGACGACGAAGAAAAACCCAAAGAUCUCCUUCCUGUGGACGGCCCGUUCCCCGAGACUCAUUGCUACGACAAUCCAGACUUUGUACAAUCCCAAGGUCUAUGAGGGUGGUCCGAAAAACUACCCCCAUUCCCCCUCAAUGGACUAACCAGAACCGCUCUGGACUCAAAAUUCCUGAAUUAUUUAUAUCAAAGAAAAAUAUUUUUUGUAUUUUGUUAAAAUUCUGCUUUUUGUACAGAGAUAUGAGCUCAGCUCCGAGGUAUCAUGCAGCCGGCCCACAUUAAAGGGGUACUCCGGUGGAAAACUUUUUUUUUCUUUUUUAAAUCAACUGG
This is a messenger RNA of Hyla sarda, 2870 nucleotides long. It is a transcript of the gene SLC34A3, whose product is annotated as solute carrier family 34 member 3. Gene Ontology annotation, molecular function: sodium:phosphate symporter activity. The coding region runs from base 721 to 2643 and encodes 640 amino acids. Gene Ontology annotation, cellular component: vesicle; apical plasma membrane; brush border. Lineage: Eukaryota; Metazoa; Chordata; Amphibia; Anura; Hylidae. Gene Ontology annotation, biological process: sodium-dependent phosphate transport; intracellular phosphate ion homeostasis. The record is from RefSeq and is a predicted model, not a curated record. The transcript is spliced from 13 exons.